ACUGCGCAAGCGCAGCACGCAAGAGUGGGGCAUUCUGAGGCUGCUGGCUGCAGGCACUCAGAAGCGUGGGGAGUUGCGGCCUGCGUUCGCUUGGCUCCAGCGGCUCACUACCCGAGGCAGCGAGGCGCAGCGAGUAAAGUCUCCCCGCACCCUGGGCAGUGUGGCCAUGGAGAAUCAGGUGCUGACACCGCACGUCUACUGGGCUCAGCGACAUCGCGAGCUAUAUCUGCGCGUGGAGCUGAGUGAUGUGCAGAAUCCUGCCAUCAGCAUCACUGAAAAUGUGCUGCAUUUCAAAGCUCAGGGACACGGUGCCAAAGGAGACAAUGUCUAUGAAUUUCACCUUGAGUUCUUAGACCUUGUGAAGCCAGAGCCGGUUUAUAAACUGACCCAGAGGCAGAUAAACAUUACUGUACAGAAGAAGGUGAGUCAGUGGUGGGAGAGACUCACCAAGCAGGAGAAGCGCCCACUGUUUUUGGCUCCUGACUUUGAUCGCUGGCUGGACGAGUCUGAUGCGGAAAUGGAGCUCAGAGCCAAGGAAGAAGAACGCCUAAAUAAACUCAGACUUGAAAGCCAAGGCUCCCCUGAAACUCUUAUAAGCUUGAAGAAAGGAUACCUGUUCAUGUAUAAUCUUGUGCAGUUCUUGGGAUUCUCCUGGAUGUUUGUCAACAUGACUGUGCGGUUCUUUAUCUUGGGAAAAGAGUCCUUCUAUGACACAUUCCACACCAUGGCUGACAUGAUGUAUUUCUGCCAGAUGCUGGCAGUUGUGGAAACUAUCAAUGCAGCAAUUGGAGUUACUUCGUCACCAGUGGUACCUUGUCUUAUCCAGCUUUUUGGAAGAAAUUUCAUUUUGUUUAUCAUCUUUGGCACCAUGGAAGAAAUGCAAAAUAAAGCUGUGGUUUUCUUUGUGUUUUAUCUGUGGAGCACAAUUGAAAUUUUCAGGUACCCCUUCUACAUGCUUUACUGCAUUGACAUGGAUUGGAAGGUGCUCACAUGGCUUCGUUACACUCUGUGGAUUCCUGUUUAUCCUCUAGGGUGUUUGGCAGAAGCUGUUGCAGUGAUCCAGUCCAUUCCAAUAUUCAAUGAAACAGGAAGAUUCAGUUUCACAUUGCCAUAUCCAGUGAAAAUCAAAGUUAGAUUUUCCUUUUUUCUUCAGAUUUAUCUUAUAGUGAUAUUUUUAGGGUUAUACAUAAAUUUCCGUCACCUUUAUAAGCAGCGCAGGCGGCGCUAUGGACAAAAAAAGAAAAAGAUCCACUAAAAAGAGAGAUUUAGAUGACUUCUUGCCGGUUUGAGCCUAAUCUAUAAUUCUUAACAGUUUUACUUUCUUAUACUGAUGUAAACGUUUUUUUUUAAAGUUAAAUGAUUAAAUUCUCAGUGAGGUUAUCUUCUCUUUUCCCCAGUAACAUCCCUGAAUUUAUUAUAUUAGUGUAGUAUUUGCAUGACAUGGAUUCCUGGUAUCUGAUGACAGGUUCAUUCUUUUGUGUUCUGUUAGUGACAGCAGACUCAGCCCUGCCCGCCCCUCCCCCCCCUCCAUGUCCUGUCAUUCUCUUUCACAGGCCAGAGAGAUUUCUUCAGUGCCCUGACCCUACCAGGUACUGGCUGUUCUUUCUUACAGCUUGGAUUUGUUCUUUUCAGCUAUUACUUGUGAAAAAAAUGACUAUUUUGCUCUACAAGAGGCUAUGAAAGUGAUUUCAGGCAGGACCUAAUAUAUUCUGUACCUAAGGGGUUACUUGUUAAGUGGGGUGGCAUUGAUUUUUCAAAAAUCAAGUUCAACUUAGUCAUUGAUAAAACAUUUCUGAGUCUGAGUGGGGCUAGAGAACGCAUAUUACCUCUGAAUCUUUCGGCCUAACACUGUGUUACUAUGGUGCUUACCUGUGUGGGCACAGAAUGAUUUGAGAGAAACCAGUCAGAACCUUGGAACACCAUGAUCACUUUACUCCUAGCUAAAUCAGAACUAUUUUCAACACUAAAGAAAAAUGAAACAUUAGUUGGAAUAUAAUGAGAUUAUAAGAAUUCCAAACCCAAAUGGCUAUAAGGGUCAGAAAGGUCAAACUGGCCAUAAGACAACUGCUAGUGAUGUAGCUGUAGCAAACUGGAAACAUUAGGCCAUACUAAGCACACCUACAAAAUAUAGGCUGUGCACAAACUUAAAAACUCAAUUUUCCUUCCCCUGCACUGGCUGAGUACAUUUACUUGUAUCUGUCAGAGUAAGUGGUGGGAUUGUCUGUUUUUGACAAGACCUCAAAAACACCUUUGAUCCUGCUGUUUCACCUGUCUGCAGUAGGACAGUGAAUAGAGUGAGAACUUUGGCUGGAGAACUACCAGCUGGUUCUUUAACAAAGAUUCCCGGCAGGAAACCCACUAACAGACACUAUGACAUUAUGAAGACAAAUCUGGACAUUAUGAAGUUUGGCCAUUGUCAAAACGUUUCCUUUACUACAUUCCAGGUAAACCAAGUAAAUGUGUUAGAAGUAAUGCUUAUAUAAAAGAUUUUAAGGCACGGUAGCUCUUUCUAUUCUGCCAUUUCCACGGUUCCUGUGGUAAAGGGGACUAAAUGAGUUACGCUGUUUCUCUGAUCCCAAGAUGGAAACUUGGUUUGACCUAAAAACAUCUGAUUAGCAUAGGCUGGCUGAUUUUUUUUACAAGUCCAUUGCACUGAAGGAUGUUUUGCAUGUCUGUAACUUCUGUCAUCACUUCUUUGUAUUAACUUCUGAUGUUCUUUCAACUGAUUUUCUGUGUGUAAUUGGGCAGAUCAGCUUUGCAGUAGAUUAUGUUGCAUCUGUGGCAGAAUCUUGUAUUCUUUUGGGCCCCUUUGUUGCUGUCUGAGAAAGCAAAAGAUUGUGUAUUUCUAUUAAACAUUUGCAGUCAAAAUCCUAA
Molecule: messenger RNA, 2874 nt
Organism: Pteropus alecto (black flying fox)
Lineage: Eukaryota; Metazoa; Chordata; Mammalia; Chiroptera; Pteropodidae
Gene: HACD3
Product: 3-hydroxyacyl-CoA dehydratase 3
Exons: 11
Coding region: 167-1255 (362 amino acids)
Biological process (GO): very long-chain fatty acid biosynthetic process; sphingolipid biosynthetic process; fatty acid elongation
Cellular component (GO): endoplasmic reticulum membrane
Molecular function (GO): 3-hydroxyacyl-CoA dehydratase activity
Source: RefSeq, a predicted model, not a curated record